AUGAAUCAGAAUAGUUGCCUGUCUGUGGCCUGUACCGACGCUCAUCCAACUGAGGCUCAUGAAUGGCUACGACAGUCUCUAACUUCCGUUGCACACUUUCUCUCUCCCUUUUUAGUUCUCUACGAUAAGAAGCUGCAACAAAUGGAAGGGAGCCUUGAGGAUCCCGAGACUCUGCGACGCCUUCUAAAUGACAAACAAAAUGAUCUUGAAUUGGCAGCUCAAAUAGGAAAGUCACUGCUUGACAGAAAUCGAGAGCUGGACCGUCAACUUCGUGACUCGGAACAGCAGAUGGCUGCUGCCAUGGAAACUAUAAACCAGCUGGAGCAUAGUCUCGGCAUGAAGGAGGAGCUGCUGCAGAUGUGGAACGAACAUAGCGCCAACGAGGAGGAUAUGCCUUCUGAUGACACCUCCCAUGGCGAUUUCGAGGUGUCACGGUUGCAUUGUCGAAGUGAAAUCUCUGGGUAA
Messenger RNA from Hydatigera taeniaeformis, 465 nucleotides. Lineage: Eukaryota; Metazoa; Platyhelminthes; Cestoda; Cyclophyllidea; Taeniidae. The record is from the annotation of a GenBank genome assembly.